CAGGAUUGAGUUUUAUUUCCUCUCGUUUUUACUGGAAGCCUCACCAUUAGUGGGUGAAACUGAUUCGAAUAUUUACUAUUUGGAUUGAGGGUUAGAUCCAGCACCUUGACAACAGAAGGCUAGGCAGACAUUUCCCGGGGAUACUGGGCCUGGAAGCAAACACGCCUUGUUCUCUUGUUGACCUCAUUGACCCCAGGUUCCCUUGUUAAAACUGCAGACCUACUCCCAUUUACGCACUGAUCGAUCCUUGAGGCUGUGCCCUCUGGGGCACGCACAUGGCAGGGCCCACCGCCAUGCGACUGAGCUCAGUGUUGGCUCUGCUGCAACCAGCACUGCCCCUCAUCCUAGGGCUGUCUCUGGGGUGCAGCCUGAGCCUCUUGCGGGUUUCCUGGAUCCAGGGUGAGGGAGAAGAUCCCUGUGUAGUGGCUGUGGGGGAACCAGGAGGGCCACAGAAUCUAGACUCAGGAACUCAGCUUGACCAAAGUGAUGAAGACUUCAAACCCCGGAUUGUCCCCUACUACAGGGAUCCCAACAAGCCCUACAAGAAGGUGCUCAGGACUCGGUACAUCCAGACAGAGCUGGGCUCUCGCGAGCGGUUGCUGGUGGCUGUCCUGACGUCCCGGGCCACGCUGCCCACGCUGGCUGUGGCCGUGAACCGCACGGUGGCUCAUCACUUCCCUCGGCUCCUCUACUUCACUGGGCAGCGAGCGGCCCGGCCUCCGGCAGGGAUGCAGGUGGUAUCCCACGGGGACGAACGGCCAGCCUGGCUCAUGUCCGAGACCCUGCGCCAUCUUCACACACACUUCGGGGCCGACUAUGACUGGUUCUUCGUCAUGCAGGAUGACACGUAUGUGCAGGCCCCCCGCCUGGCAGCCCUGGCUGGCCACCUCAGUAUCAACCAAGACCUGUACCUGGGCCGGACGGAGGAGUUCAUCGGUGCAGGCGAGCAGGCCCGAUACUGCCACGGGGGCUUUGGCUACCUGUUGUCACGGAGCCUCCUGCUUCGAUUGUGGCCACAUCUGGAUGGCUGCCGAGGAGACAUCCUCAGUGCUCGUCCUGAUGAGUGGCUUGGCCGCUGCCUCAUUGACUCUCUGGGCAUCGGCUGUGUCUCACAGCACCAGGGGCAGCAGUAUCGCUCGUUUGAACUGGCCAAAAAUAGGGACCCCGAGAAGGAGGGGAGCUCGGCUUUCCUGAGUGCUUUUGCGGUGCACCCUGUCUCCGAGGGAACCCUCAUGUACCGGCUCCACAAGCGCUUCAGUGCUCUGGAGCUGGAACGAGCGUACAGUGAAAUAGAACAGCUGCAGGCUCAGAUCCGGAACCUGACCGCGCUGACCCCUGAGGGGGAGGCAGGCCUGAGCUGGCCCACUGGGCUCCCGGCCCCUUUUACACCCCGCUCUCGUUUUGAGGUGCUGGGCUGGGACUAUUUCACAGAGCGGCACACCUUCUCCUGUGCAGACGGGGCCCCCAAGUGCCCACUGCAAGGGGCUAGCAGGGCAGAUGUGGGCGACGCCGUGGACACUGCUGUGGAGCAGCUGAAUCGGCGCUAUCAGCCCCGCCUGCGCUUCCAGAAGCAGCGGCUGCUCAACGGCUACCGGCGCUUUGAUCCAGCGCGCGGCAUGGAGUACACCCUGGACCUGCUGCUGGAAGCCGUGACGCAGCGCGGGCACCGGCGGGCCCUGGCCCGCAGGGUCAGCCUGCUGCGGCCCCUGAGCCGGGUGGAGAUCCUCCCCAUGCCCUACGUCACCGAGGCCACCCGCGUGCAGCUGGUGCUGCCGCUGCUGGUGGCCGAAGCCGCUGCGGCCCCUGCGUUCCUGGAGGCCUUUGCGGCCGGCGUCCUGGAGCCGCGAGAGCAUGCCUUGCUCACCCUGUUGCUGGUCUACGGGCCGCGGGAAGGGGGCCGAGGGGCCCCGGACCCGUUUCUUGGGGUGAAGGCUGCAGCGGCUGAGUUGGAACGCCGGCACCCUGGGACGAGGCUGGCCUGGCUCGCUGUGCGCGCGGAGGCCCCUUCCCAGGUGCGGCUCCUGGACGUGGUCUCUAAGAAGCACCCCGUGGACACGCUCUUCUUCCUCGCCACUGUGUGGACCAGGCCCGGGCCCGACGUCCUCAACCGCUGCCGCAUGAACGCCAUCUCCGGCUGGCAGGCCUUCUUUCCGGUCCACUUCCAGGAGUUCAGCCCCGCCCUGGCCCCACAGAGACCCCCCCAAGGGCCCCCGGGGGCCGGCCCCGACGCCCCGGCCCCUCCCGGCGCUGAGCCCGCCCGGGGGGCUCCCGCUGGGGGCAGGUUUGACCGACGGGCCUCCGCAGAGGGCUGCUUCUAUAACGCUGACUACCUGGCGGCCCGAGCCCGGCUGGCCGGUGAGCUGGCAGGCCAGGAAGAGGAGGAAGCCCUGGAGGGGCUGGAGGUGAUGGACGUUUUCCUCCGGUUCUCAGGGCUCCACCUUUUCCGGGCCGUGGAGCCAGGGCUGGUGCAGAAGUUCUCCGUGCGCGACUGCAGCCCUCGGCUCAGCGAGGAGCUCUACCACCGCUGCCGCCUGAGCACCCUGGAGGGGCUGGGGGGCCGCGCGCAGCUCGCCGUGGCUCUGUUCGAGCAGGAGCAGGCCAAUAGCACGUAGCGCGGCCCGGGGCCCCGCGCCCCCACUUAGGGCCCUUCGGCCUUGGCCCUGGCAAGGCGGGGCAACACGGAUGGACUGAUGGAGGGCUUGUUGCUGUAUUUCUGAAUAAGAAAAUGUCAUUAAAAGUGUCUUCUGCCGAACUGUU
Messenger RNA from Lipotes vexillifer (Yangtze River dolphin), 2757 nucleotides. RefSeq names its product chondroitin polymerizing factor 2 (gene CHPF2). The record is from RefSeq and is a predicted model, not a curated record. The transcript has 4 exons. Bases 276 to 2612 code for a protein of 778 amino acids. NCBI's taxonomy places the organism in Eukaryota, Metazoa, Chordata, Mammalia, Artiodactyla, Lipotidae. Gene Ontology annotation, molecular function: glucuronosyl-N-acetylgalactosaminyl-proteoglycan 4-beta-N-acetylgalactosaminyltransferase activity. Gene Ontology annotation, cellular component: Golgi cisterna membrane.